AAAACCGCAUCAUCUUCACAAAUCCAUAGCAUUGGUUGUUUUAGACGCCUUUUCGUAACCCUAGAAACAGUUCGUUGUUCCAUCCGCCAUUGCUUCCUUUUUGCUCGAUUUUCUUCACCAAUUUUGUUUUUUUUCAUGAAUAGAUCGUCGGCGGUGGUCUGUGGAACUUGGAGAUUAAUUUCAUGGGGAUUUUGAUGGGAUGAGUUCUCGUUGAUUUCUUCAGUUGAUACUGGUUUCUCUGUUGGCAUUAGGGUUUUGGAAUCCGGUUUCUUUUGAAGCUUUUUGCAGGAUUGGUAUCCGGUUUCAUGUGACUGAUAGAGUUGGAUUUGGGGUCUGAUUUUCUGGUAAGGUUGAAGUCUCACGGUCGACAGCCCAUAAAGUCAAUAGCUUGCUAACCAGAAAGAUGUCUUCUAAAUAUCCUGUGCUUGAUAACCGACCGAUUGAUCAAUGGAAGGUGACUGAGCUAAAGGAAGAACUACGAAAGCGGGGAUAUCCACUAAGGGGCUUGAAGGAGGAACUAGUGAGAAGGCUGGAUGAAGCUCUUCGCAAGGAGGCAGAUGAAUCUAAAAUGGAAGAAGAGCAACCUGCACAAGAAGAGCAAGCUGAGGAGAGUAAUGGUUCUGAUCCCCAAGAUAAUUGUGAUAAAGACGAGGUUCAGAAGCCACCUGCACAAGAAGAGCAAGCCGAGGAGAGUAGUGGUUCUGAUCCCUUAGGUAACUGUGAUAAAGAGGAAGUUCAGAAACCACCUACAGGAGAUGAUGCCAGAGUCGCUGUGGAAAAGAACUUGAAAACUGAUGAUGGUGUAACUACCAUUGAUGUUUGUAACAGUGACAAAGAUGUCAAUCAGGAUGUUCAAACACAAGACAAGGAUGAGAUCCCUACUGCAAGUUCCACUGGGACGGUUGAGGAGAUGUCUGUUAACAAUAUGCCUAUAGAAACUAGCAGCCUGGCGGUCAGUGAAAGUGUAGUUACUCAGGAAGGUUCAAGCGCCCAGGUUACAAGCGACAAUAAAAUCAUGGAUUCAGAGCCUCCUCUUGUGGAUGUCAAGCUCAGCGCGUCCAAGCAAAUCAACCAGGUAUCUGAGGUCAGCAAUUUAGAGUUUCAAGUAAAGUGUGAAUCAAUUUCUACUGAUUAUGUGUCAAUUAAUGAAAAGAAUGAACAAAAGGAUAAUUUCAAUGCUAACAAUUUCCCUUUAGAACUAGAAGUUGUUAAGUCAGAGAUGGUGCAACCAUCAUCGGGCAAUUGUCCUCCCAUUGGUGAUUAUAUGCACCCCAAGGAUGGUGAUAAAGAGCCUGGUGAGAGCCAUGCCUCAUUGGAAGACAGAGACAUUAAAUGUGAUACUGAGGUGGUGGUUCUUGACACUAGAAACGAUAGUAUGGAUGAAGGGGCACCAGAAAAAUUAAACCUAGAUAGAAGUCCUAAUGUUAACUCAAUGGAAGAGGAUGUCCUGGAGAAUAAGCAUGUUGAUUCUCAAAGUAUUGGAAUGGAAGAGAAAAGUGAACUUAACAAGGUGAAUGAUAAAGGAGACCAGAGUGCAAUUGAUGUUGUGGAAGUCAGCUGCACUCUUGAUAAAAAGAUUAUUGCUGCUGAUGAAGACAUGCAACCUGCACCUGUUGCUGGGAAGAGACAAUCAGAAGCUGCUGAGGUCAAGGAGCCUGUGAAAAGGCAGCGGCGUUGGAAUUCAGAGACUGUCCAAGUGCCCAAUAUACAAACACCGAACCUUACAUCAUCCGAUACACCAAAGGAUGCAUCUCAGCCUACUCCUAGGCGUAAUUUUACCAGGUCUGACUCAACAAUUAGUGGAGGUUCACCAAAAGAGCGUAUUGUUCCACCUUCACAGAAAUCUGCCACAACUUCUCUGCGAAUUGAUCGCUUUUUGCGUCCCUUCACUCUAAAAGCAGUAAGGGAGCUGCUUUCAAAAACAGGAUCAGUCUCUGAAUUUUGGAUGGACCAUAUCAAGACACACUGCUAUGUGACAUAUUCAUCAGUAGAAGAGGCCAUAGCUACUCGGGAUGCUGUCUACAAUAUCCAGUGGCCUCCAAAUGGAGGUCGUUUGCUCGUUGCCGAAUUUGUGGAUCCUCAAGAAGUGAAGGCACGGGUAGAGGCUCCUGAAUCUCCUGUUCCUGUUACACCCAGCCCUGCUAUCCCAACAGUUACUCCCUCUCAACAACCUCGACAUCCUCAACCUUCUCCACAUCAGCAUGGUAGGCAGCAGCUACCUUCCCCGCCCACCCUUCCUCCUCCCCCACCUCUAUCUAACCCACCACCAGUAAGGGAACAACUUCCACCACCUCCACCACUGCCAAAGAAACCGGAACCACCUGUUGUGACCCUUGAUGAUUUAUUCAGAAAGACUAAAACCACUCCGAGGAUCUACUACUUGCCCUUAUCUGAUGAACAAGUUGCGGCCAAACUUCCAGCGCAGCGCCCCUCCAUCAGGGAAUAAACAAACAAUGUUCUUCACAAGGAUGUCUCAUUUACAUGGUAGCAGCAGCCAGACUAGUCAUGGUGUGCUAGUUUUGUGGAUGUGAUGUGGUAAUCAGCUCAGUUUGGCUUGUUUGAGGUUGAAGAUGCUUGUGAAACCCAUUCCAGUUUUUACCAAGCCUUGAUUUCUGGAUUCAGUGAUGAAAUUUGACAGUUAUGGAUCUUUUGUUCUAAUCCAACCAGAUAAUGUCAUCAAUGCAGGAUCUUAUCAUAGUUCUAUUCAUCUGUUGAACCAUUUGAUCUCCAACAACCCUAUUAAGUAACAUGCUUUUAUUCAGCUUUGCAUCAUCAAUGUUGUCAGUCAUAUGCUCUGAAUCUACUUGUUUUCUUGUCCCAUUUUGUUUAAAGUCUCAAGUCAUUUUGUCUCA
This is a messenger RNA of Dioscorea cayenensis subsp. rotundata (Guinea yam), 2852 nucleotides long. Its product is annotated as apoptotic chromatin condensation inducer in the nucleus-like. Lineage: Eukaryota; Viridiplantae; Streptophyta; Magnoliopsida; Dioscoreales; Dioscoreaceae. Gene Ontology annotation, molecular function: nucleic acid binding. The record is from RefSeq and is a predicted model, not a curated record. The transcript is spliced from 6 exons. The coding region runs from base 404 to 2446 and encodes 680 amino acids.